Molecule: messenger RNA, 3363 nt
Organism: Didymodactylos carnosus
Lineage: Eukaryota; Metazoa; Rotifera; Eurotatoria; Philodinida; Philodinidae
Source: the annotation of a GenBank genome assembly
AUGUUUUGUUCAUUGCGCUUGCCACCGGACAAAAGAUGGGUACAAAUACCGUUCUUUUAUAAUUCUUCGAAAUAUUUUCAACGUUUCGCAACAGAAUACUCGGAAGCACCAGUAGACCACUCGACACACUAUCAAUUUGUCCAAGAAUGCUAUAGAAUUCUUGAAGUUGACUCGGCUUGCAACGAUGAGGCAUUCAUUCGAAAAGCGUAUUUGCAAAAAGCCAAACAAUUUCAUCCAGAUUCAUUUAGUGGAAUGGCCGAUGAAAACAAAUUUAGACAAAUUCAACAAGCUUAUGAAACAGUGCUGGAGUCAUUAAAAGUCGAAUCUGAGACUACUUACGAUCGAAUCGAAGAGAUUAGAGUGAAAUGGGAUAUUCGACAUACAGCACCACAACAUCGACAAUAUUUGGAAUAUGGAGGAAUAGGUACAGGGACACCUAGUCAACGUCAAGCUCAUUAUUUCAAAUUUCGUGCUGAGCAAGCGUGGGAACAUGUUGCUGAUUACAAACGAGAUAAAAUAAUUGAGAAGGAUCAAUUGAUGACAAAAGAAAUGAUCGAUCGAAAAAAAUCAAAAGACAUUAAAACUACUAAUUUUAUUGAACGUUUAGUUGAAGAUUUAAUUCAAGAAUCAAUGUCUCGUGGUGAUUUUAAUAAUAUUCGUUCUUCUGGUAAACCUCAGCAUGAUCGUAAUCCUCACUAUAUGGAUUUUACUACGUACAAAAUAAAUGAAAUACUUAUCGAUAAUGGAUAUGUACCUGAAUGGAUUCAAUUAGAGAAAGAAGUGAGACAAUCAAUUGAUGAGGCGAGAAUAAAUUUAAAGCGAACAUUUAAAGCAAUGGCAACCGAUGAAACAUCAACAACAACAACAACAACAACCAAAAAUCUGAUAAAUAAUGAUAAAUGGACAGAUGCAACAUCAAAAUUCAAGGAAAAUAUUCGAGAGAUUAAUCAAAUAAUAAACAAGUUAAAUUUAAUUGUACCGAUGUUAUGGAGACAACAGGUCCAUUACAAUGCUGAACGUGAAAUUGAAAAAAUUCUUCUCCUUGAUCCAUCUACAAUUGUCUUACCUCCUACCGAAGAAGAGAUUACCCAACGACAAUUGAUGUUAAUGAAUGAAAAUAAUAAUUUUGGACAAUAUAAACAGCCGGAGAAAUAUUCGAUAAUGGAAAAUGAUUUACAUGAUUAUAUAUUAGCAACAACAAUGUCAUCACCAAUAGUAUCAGCCAUUUCUCGUCCAACUCCACCGAUAAUGACCAUAACUCCAAUAACAUCUUUCGAUAAUAUCACAUCUGAUUUACAAUCAAUUUUACUGGGUAAUCAGAGUCCUCCAUUUACAUUUGAUGAAAGUAUUUUGACUACAUCUAAUCCAGAACAAUGGAACGAUGGUGAUGUUAUAGUCGAACUAGACAAUCUAAGUAUGUUAAGUCAGAUAUGUGAUGGGCUACCAAGACUUCCUGAACAACAACGAUUAGCACAACAACAAUUAGAACAACAAAAAUUAAAAACGAUUACAGCACAACAACAACAACAACAACAAAAGUUAGCCAAUAUACUAGACAUACAUCACAUGAAAUCACAACAACAGCAACAAACAAUCAUACAAAAAACACUAGAUGAAACAAUAUUUAAUCAACCUUCAUCAUCGUAUGAAUAUUACACAUUUGAGUUAAGUUUUUCUGAUUUGUUAACGUUUUGGCACUUUUAUGAUCAAUUGUACAUUGAACAAUUUUUACAUAAUCAAUCAUAUCCAACAACAAUUAUUGAUCAGGCCAUAAAAAGUUUGUCCGUAUUAGAAUUAGAUUUUAAAAUACCAUUGCCCACAAAAAGUUUACAAUCUUUAAAAAGAUUAAAUUCAAAUGAACAAGAUAAAUUAUUACAAGAAUUAACAUUUACAACAAAUUAUGAUCAAAAUUAUUAUAAAUCAGAUGAUGUAAGUAGUAUGAAAUCCUAUGAAAUAACAAAAUGUCCAACAACUCCUACCGAUGAAAUGAUUGAUUUGGAUUCUGUUGUUUGGCAAACACCACCCUCGACCACUUCUUCUCUUAUUCCUUGUUCAACAUCUUCAUCUUCUGCUAUUCAGUCAACAUCAAAUCUUCUAGAUCCAACAGCUUACAUCACAAACAUUAAUGGUAUUCUAGAAAAUUUAAAGGCUGGUCUAUCAAUAUCGGCUGAAUAUCCUCCAUUGAUGUCGCAUGCAUCAGAUUCAUUCGAUUAUCUAUUCAGUCGUGAUCCAAUGAUAAUGGGCGUAUCUGAUUUAUUAGCUGAACCACAACAACAACAACAACAGCAGCAACAACAACAACAACAACCUCGUUCAUCACUAACAAAUAAUCGUCUCAUCACAAUAUCUACCAUUAACAAUGUGGAAAUUCCCUCAGUUUUAAUAGAUGAUGUCAUUCAUAUUCGUCUUGUCGACUUAUCAAAACAAUUACUAAAUAAUAUUCAAUUAUCAGUAAUAAAACAUUAUGCAAAACAAUUUCAAUGUACCAUUGUUCAAUGUCAAGAAUUUUUAAGAGAUUUUUUAAUUCGUAAUAAUCGUCAAGCAUCAACGAGUCGUUCAUGUUUUUGUUUGAAAUAUGAAGAUUGUAUGAAAAUUUAUCAAGAAUUAAUUCAACAUUUACCAUCACUUUUAAAUCCAGCAAAACAACAACAAAAUGAAAUGAUUGUUAAUAAUAAACGAAAACAUUCAGAAAAAUCUUGGGCACUACCAUCUAAAAAACGAUUAAAACAACAGCAACAACAAAAUGUUGCCUAUCAUUUGAUGCACGAUCACGAUUAUUUAGCCGAACAUAAUAUGCACUUUCUAAUGAUAAAUACUAAUUCUAUGAACAAUAAUAAUAAACGGAAGGGUGCUAAACCAAUGAUAAAAACGAUUUUACCAGUUAUUGAACGACUGGUACCACCAUUACUACCUCAGCCUCUAGUCACAUUGCCGACUUCAAUAAGUGUCGAUCGUCCAAUUAUUACCACUCUGUCUUUGUCUCCAACUUCCAUGGCUCUACCUUAUAUUAUUGAGAAUGAUGAUAUUACGGUGCUCUCAUUGCCUUCUACCCCUGUAUCACAAUCAAAAUUACCAACAAAAAUUGAUCUUAUUUUAUUAAAAUUAAAAGAUUAUUUUCAAACAUUAGCGAGCGAAUCUCUGACUACUACUACUACUGCUCGUUUUAAUUUAACCAUUAAAAAACUACAUCUAUAUGACUCGUAUAAAACGGACAUGUUUUUAUUUAUUGUUAAUUCUCCACUAUUGAUUAUUUCACAGACCUAUCUCGAAUAUAUUUUAUUCUAUUUGAAUAAACGUCAAUCUAGUCAGAUUUCACCGUGGAGCAUUAUUGAAUGGUACCAUUUAGAUACGUGUAAAACAUAA